Prunus armeniaca (apricot) is the source of this 1284-nucleotide messenger RNA. The record is from the annotation of a GenBank genome assembly. NCBI's taxonomy places the organism in Eukaryota, Viridiplantae, Streptophyta, Magnoliopsida, Rosales, Rosaceae.
AUGAAUUUCUUAUGGUUGUUGGCCGUGGUAGUAGUAAUAGGAAUAGGAGUCAAUGGUGGAGUCGGCCAUGAAGACUGCAGAGAAACAAGAUGUCGCCCGGACGGCCCAGCCAUCCGAUUCCCAUUUCGACUUAAAGGUAGGCAGCCAAUCCAUUGCGGCUUCCGGGGCUUUGAUCUUUCUUGCACUGAAUACAACGAGACUAUGCUCGAGAUGGCAUCAUCAACUAAGCUCCUUGUUGAUGAUAUUAACUACAGAUCUCAUGCAAUUCGAGGAAGAGCUUAUGAUGGUUGCUUGCCAAGGGAGUUGUUUUACCGUAAUGGUUCUUAUCCCUUUCAAUUCAUAGGCCGCACACCCUUAUUCAGUUGUCCACCGUCAACCGUAAGAGAUAAAUAUGGUUGCGGAUAUGGUUGCCUGGUGAGAUUGAACCCUUGCCAUGGCAACAAUUCUGGUAACCAUAUUUACGCUGUCAUUGGUUAUUGUUCCAUUGAUUACCUGCCCCUAAUGUCUUGUAUCAAGUUGCAUGACUACACAUCAGAUCCUGCGUAUAUAUAUGAUGAGAUAGGAAUAUUGCAUUGGUCCAUUCCAUCAUGUGAACAUUGCAAAGCAGUGUCCAACUCGGCCGUCAGCUCAGCUCUUAUCCGAGAAGAACUGAGGGCCCAACAUUCUGCCUCGAACAAUGAGGCAAAAUACAAGGCAUUGCUCGCCGACCUGCGCUUGGCAAAGGAACUUGCAAUCAAGAAGCUAGCCAUCUACUCAGAUUCCCAGUUGAUCACGAAUCAAGCCUCAGGUGAAUACAUGGCAAAGCACUCAAGGAUAAUCUUGUACCUUGACAAAGUCCAAGAGCUAUUGAAGGCGUUUCCUACCUUCACCAUCCAACAAGUACCCUGGGCAGAGAACGCACAUGCAAACGCACUGGCCAGCCUAGGGUCAGUGCUGGAUACCCAGUGCAGAAAUAAUCUCUCACAAACCCUAGCCGCCACACUCUCUCUCCCUCUUACACAAGGCUUCAGCCACCCGGUUUACACCUUACACAUAUAUCUACGUACCCUAUUUAGCUAUUGUUUUCUAUAUGAAUCAAUUGGACUAACUUGGAGAGCCUUUGGCCAACACCCCCCGGGUGUGGUCCUCUUAUUUGAUCUAUCUUGCAGGGAGAAAGAGGCGGCGAAGAAGAAAAGGGAAUCUUUCAAUCAAAUAUUCUCGUGGGAAGAAAUCGCUCCCACAAGGGUCAUGGUAGAAUCUAUCUUCAAAGAAUUCUACAUCUCUAGACUCAACAAUGAUAUUUGA